This is a messenger RNA of Oppia nitens, 2810 nucleotides long. RefSeq names its product isoleucine--tRNA ligase, mitochondrial-like (gene IleRS-m). NCBI's taxonomy places the organism in Eukaryota, Metazoa, Arthropoda, Arachnida, Sarcoptiformes, Oppiidae. The record is from RefSeq and is a predicted model, not a curated record. Gene Ontology annotation, molecular function: tRNA binding; ATP binding; aminoacyl-tRNA deacylase activity. Gene Ontology annotation, biological process: isoleucyl-tRNA aminoacylation. The coding region runs from base 24 to 2810 and encodes 928 amino acids. Gene Ontology annotation, cellular component: cytosol. The transcript has 4 exons.
CAAUUAAAUGGUCGAUAUCUACAAUGCUAUUGACAAGACAUCGAUGGCAUUAUCACAUAAGCACUGGUAUCAGGUUUAGCCAUAAGGAUUGUAACAAGAAAUCCAAACACAAGAUAACAAAAGAAAAUAAAUUCAGUUAUAAAUACUCGGAAACCGUUUUAUUACCGAAAAGUGAUUUUCCAGUCAAUCACUCGCGAUCUCUGGAAGUGAACAAUGAUAUAUCAAUGACCAACUUUGGUAAACUUGUCGAAAGGACGGCUUAUCAUUCAAAAGAGCGGUUUGUUUUACACGACGGUCCGCCCUAUGCUAACGGAUCUCUUCAUUUUGGCCACGCUAUCAAUAAAUUUAUCAAAGAUAUGAUUUGUCGUCGGAAACUACUGGAAGGAUAUGAAGUAUCGUUUAUACCCGGCUGGGACUGUCACGGACUACCCAUUGAAUUGAAAGCCAUAUCACAAGACAUGGAUAUAUCGGAUCCAAUAGAAAUUCGACGAAAAGCUAAACAAUUGGCUUUAGAUGUAAUCGAUGAACACAAACGAUGUUUUCAAAGCUGGAAAAUAAUGGCUGAUUGGGAUAACUCUUACUUUACAUUUGAUUCAAAAUAUAUCACAAAUCAAUUGAAAGCAUUUUCUACUUUAUUAGAUAAUAAUAUUAUAUUUAGAUGUUAUUCACCGGUUUAUUGGUCUCCGACCGGUUCGACAGCUUUAGCCGAAGCAGAGCUUCAAUACAAUGAAAAACACGUCUCGAAAUCAGUUUUUGUAAAAUUAAAAUUAACACGACUUGCAGAUUGUAUUAAACAAUUUAAUCCUAUAUUUGCUAUUAUUUGGACAACAACUCCGUGGACUUUACCAGCAAAUCAAGCCAUUGCUUACUCAUCUAAAAUUGAUUAUUGUGUUAUUACUAUUGAUGGAAAAUCCGGUGAAUAUUUUUUGAUCGCUAAAGACUUAAUACAUGAAUUGGAAAAAGAUUUAAAUUCUAAGAUUAAUAUUAAGAAAACGAUUAAUGGAUCAGAUCUUAAAUGGUGUUUCUAUUUAAAUAUCAUUUCUAAAAGUAAUGAAGAUUUGCCAUUUUUAGACAGCUCUCACGUCACCACAACUAAAGGAACCGGUUUAGUACAUAUCGCACCUAAUCAUGGUUUGGAUGACUAUAAACUUAUUAUUAAAAACAAUAUUCCAGUGAAAGAGUGUAUUGUUGAUGAAAAAGGACACUAUAUUUAUACUUCUAAUUCAUUAUUAGAAAAUAAGUUUGUGUUGAAUGAAGGAAAUGAUUGUAUAAUUGAAAUGUUAGGAAAUUCUUUACUUUUACAAAAAGAUUUUAUUCACAGUUAUCCUUAUGACUGGAGAUUCAAUGAACCGGUUAUAGUUAGAGCCAGUCCUCAAUGGUUUAUUAAUAUUGAUGUUAUUAGAGAUGAUUGUAUAAAAGUAUUAAAUAAUGUAAAGUUUUAUCCAGAAUCCUAUAAAGAAUAUCUUAUAGAUCAACUGAAUAUAAGACCCAAUUGGUGUAUAUCUCGUCAACGGUCGUGGGGUGUUCCCAUACCUGUAUUUUAUAACAAAGAUGAUAAAAAUUUCAAGAACCCACUCAUUAAUCGACAAAUCUUAGAUCAUAUUAUAAAAGUAUUUGAAGAUAAAGGAUGUGAUAUUUGGUGGUUAUCGUCAAUUGAUCAGUUGGUACCAAAACAUUUAAUUGAAAGUGAAUUAAAAGUUCCAGUGAAUGAUUUGCGAAAAGGAAAUGAUAUUUUUGACAUUUGGUUUGAUAGCGGCAACAGUUGGAACUCAGUUUUAAAGGAUCCGAAAAUUGCGGACAUUUAUUUAGAGGGUUACGAUCAGUUGCGCGGGUGGUUCCAGUCUUCACUUAUUUUAAGUGUUGCUCUUAGAAGUUGUUCACCGUUUAAAUCAAUUAAGAUUCACGGCUUUGCACUCGAUAGCGAUGGCAAAAAAAUGUCUAAAUCUAUUGGCAAUGUUAUUGAUCCAAAUGAUAUAAUUGAAAAAUGUAGUAAAAGUGAUAAUAAUUGUGGAAGUGAUGGCUUCAGAUGGUGGACUGCCAAACAUGCGUCAGAUCAUAAAGAUGAGAGGAUAGUAAUGAAAUCGUUUGACGAGACAUUACACACUCUCAAUGAUAUCCGACGUAUUAUUCGCUUUCUUAUCGGUUCUCUAAAUGAUUUUGAUGUCACCAAAGAUGAAGAUGUUUGCCAAUUGUCUGAUAUGAAUAUAUUAGACAAAUAUAUGUUACAUCUUUUACAUCAUUAUAUAAAUGAAGUGAAUAUAUGUUACAAUAACUAUCACUUUACGAGUUUAAUCAAUUCAUCGCUUGAAUUCAUGGUCAGUCAAGUCUCACGUUUUUAUUUUAUGCGAAUUAAGAACCGCUUGUAUUGCGAACACAAAACAUCUCUUCGGCGAAGAACUUGUCAAACAGUUCUUAAAUAUAUCUAUAAUAACUUAGUCUUUCAAUUGGCACCAAUAUUACCACAUAUUAUGAUUGAAGCCAAUAAACAUUUACCUAUAAAUUAUCAAUUUAUUUGCAAUAAUAAUGAAUGGAAUCAACAGAAUAUUGAGGAAGACAUACAACUGGUGUUAUCAAUGACUCAAAUCAUUAAUAAACAUUUAUUUGGCAAAAAUAUGCUUAAAUACGACUGUAACUGUCGAUUACCUCAAAAGGAUGGCAUGACUUUAAGCGGAUGUUUAAAUGGCAUUAAUUAUGAUUUAUUGAUAACAUCUGCCAACAAUUAUUUGUGUGAUCGUUGCAGGCGUUAUACAGCCAACAAACCUAACGAUGCCUGCGAUUACUGUCUAAAUGUUAUAUCAAUGUCUCAAUGA